GUCUCCCGCGGGCGUCGGCGGGUCGGCGGCGUCGGCAACCCUGUCGGCCGCGGCGGCGGGUGGGAAAUGGCGGAGUACUUGGCCUCCAUCUUCGGCACUGAGAAAGACAAAGUCAACUGUUCAUUUUAUUUCAAAAUUGGAGCAUGUCGUCAUGGAGACAGAUGCUCUCGGUUGCACAAUAAACCGACCUUUAGCCAGACCAUCUUGAUUCAAAACAUCUAUCGUAAUCCCCAAAACAGUGCACAGACGGCUGACGGCUCACACUGUGCUGUGAGCGAUGUUGAAAUGCAGGAACACUAUGAUGAAUUUUUUGAGGAAGUUUUUACGGAAAUGGAAGAGAAGUAUGGGGAGGUUGAGGAGAUGAACGUCUGUGACAACCUGGGAGAUCACCUGGUGGGGAACGUGUAUGUCAAGUUUCGCCGAGAGGAAGAUGCGGAAAAGGCGGUGAUCGACUUGAAUAACCGCUGGUUUAACGGACAGCCGAUCCACGCUGAGCUCUCGCCCGUGACUGACUUCAGAGAAGCCUGCUGCCGCCAGUAUGAGAUGGGAGAGUGCACCCGAGGAGGCUUCUGUAACUUCAUGCAUUUGAAGCCCAUUUCCAGAGAGCUGCGGCGGGAGCUGUACGGGCGCCGUCGGAAGAAGCAUAGAUCAAGGUCCCGGUCCCGGGAGCGGCGCUCUCGGUCUAGAGACCGCGGUCGUGGUGGUGGCGGCGGCGGAGGCGGUGGUGGCGGUGGGGGACGGGAGCGUGACAGGAGGAGGUCGAGAGAUCGUGAAAGAUCUGGGCGAUUCUGAGCCAUGCUAUUUUUACCGUAUGUCUGCUAGAAAGUGUUGUAGUUGAUUGACCAAACCAGUUCAUAAUGGGAAUUUUUUUAAAAAACAAAAAAAAACACAAAGAUGGGUUUCUGAAUAAAAUUUGUAGUGAUACAGUA
Molecule: messenger RNA, 929 nt
Organism: Cynocephalus volans (Philippine flying lemur)
Lineage: Eukaryota; Metazoa; Chordata; Mammalia; Dermoptera; Cynocephalidae
Gene: U2AF1
Product: U2 small nuclear RNA auxiliary factor 1
Exons: 8
Coding region: 67-792 (241 amino acids)
Biological process (GO): mRNA splicing, via spliceosome
Cellular component (GO): spliceosomal complex; U2AF complex
Molecular function (GO): metal ion binding; pre-mRNA 3'-splice site binding
Source: RefSeq, a predicted model, not a curated record